ACACGCGCUUCUGCUGCAGGUGAGAGGCGCGCGCUGGACAGAGGGACCGUCCUCGCGCUGGAAUUUUAAUACCACAUUCCUAGCAUCUCUGCCAGGAUUAUAACUCCGUUAUUGCUCAGUUUUGCAUUUUGCCUUAACGCUGAACGGCACUGCGGAGAUUUUCCCCAUUUUUUUUCUUCGUUCUCUGGUGCAAGUGAGAGAACUAUUAUAGACGCUGAGUGGACUGGAGAAAUCUGUGCGCGCGGACACGGCACACGGAUAGGACUGAUCUUUUGCGGCUUAUAACCACAGGACAUGAAGUUCUGAUAUUUCAGUUUCCAUUCCGUAUGGUGGGAUAUCAUCUGGAGAGGAGAGUUCGCAUCUGGGAAGGCUGGAUUUAAAACCUUAUCAGUUGAUUGCGCAAUGGAUUGAAUAUCUGGCUUCGAUGAUUUUAAUGAAGAUUCGGCGAUGUCAAGUCAUGGCAAAUACGGAGUAGUCUCAGCAAGUAAUUUAUGGCAUGUUUAUUUCAAGCUUAAUACUGAAUGAAUUUGUAAAGACUUUCUGUCAAUGCUGUGUAUGUGUUUGAGAGACAAAUCUAUACAAAAAUAGGGAAUAGCGCGAGUCUAGUCUGAGAGGGGAAAAUAUAACAGAUAUGCGCUAGUUUGGUUACCACAUAGAGGUGCCCGGUUGUGAAAACGCAUGCAGUGAGACAGGAGCGUUAACACAAGCAAGAAAAAGCUGUUAAACAUAAUUCACGUUCAGUUUUGCUGGAAAAGCCGCCACGAGCAAUGAGGACUACAGGCAUUGUGGACUAUUUAAGCUACUGCUUUCUUAUUCUGCAGCUGCUGAGUCAGCCCGCAGCCAAGCAAGUGCUCCGGUACCGCCUGGCUGAGGAGGGUCCUGCCGAUGUCCGGGUAGGUAAUGUAGCCGCGGACCUCGGCAUCACGGCAGGCAUGGACGUGACUUUUACACUUGAAUCAGGCUCCGAGUACUUCAAAAUCGAUAAUAUGACCGGAGACCUCAGCACAAACGAGCGGCGAAUAGACCGCGAAAAGCUGCCGCAGUGUCAGAUGAUUUUUGAUGAGAACGAAUGUUUUAUAGAUUUCGAAGUGUCUGUGAUAGGACCCGCGCAGAGCUGGGUUGAUCUCUUCGAGGGCAAAGUGAUUAUUUUAGACAUUAACGACAACACGCCGUCUUUCCCCUCACCUGUUCUCACGCUCUCCGUUGAGGAGAACCGACCCAUUGGCACACUUUAUCUCCUGCCCACUGCCACCGACAGAGAUUUCGGUCGGAAUGGAAUUGAGCGAUACGAGUUAAUUCAGGACAACGGCGAGAGCACUGUCAGACGAAUCGGCACUUCCGGCUCGGGCAGUGUUGACAGUCACUCGGGCAAGCGGAGGUUCGACGAGGGAGCGAGCCGUAGCAGCGUCUUUGAACUUCAAGUUGCUGACACCACAGACGGCGAGAAGCAGCCGCAGCUAAUUAUCAAAGGGGCUCUGGACAGAGAACAGCGCGACUCCUAUGAGCUGACUCUGCGGGUUAGAGAUGGGGGCGACCCCCCACGCUCCUCCCAAGCCAUUCUUAGAGUAAUGAUCACAGAUGUAAAUGAUAACACCCCACGCUUUGAGAAAAGUGUUUAUGAGGCUGACCUACCAGAAAACAGUUCCCCAGGGGCCCCCAUACUCCAGUUAAAGGCAGGUGACACUGACGUUGGCGUUAAUGGACAGAUCGAGUAUGUUUUCGGAGCAGCCACAGAGUCAGUGCGACGACUGCUGCGGCUUGAUGAGAGCACUGGCUGGCUCAGUGUUUUGCACCGGAUUGACCGUGAAGAUGUGAGCCAGCUUCGUUUCACAGUCAUGGCACGUGACCGUGGUCAGCCUCCUAAAACUGACAAGGCGACAGUGAUCAUAAACAUCAAAGAUGAAAAUGACAAUGUCCCUAAUAUUGACAUCCGAAAAAUUGGACGCAUCUUUCUGAAAGACGGCGUGGCUAAUGUGGCAGAGGAUGUUAUUGUCGAUACACCCAUUGCUCUGGUCCAAGUGUCAGACAGAGAUAAAGGACCAAACGGCAUAGUGACAUGCACUGUAGUGGGUGAUGUUCCUUUUCAGUUGAAACCUGCCAGCGAGGUCGAAGGUGACAUGAAUAAAAAGAAGUACUUUCUUCACACAUCAGCACCACUUGAUUAUGAAGCCGUGCAGGAGUAUAACGUGGUCAUUGUUGCCGUAGACUCUGGGAGCCCUAGUCUCUCUAGCAACAAUUCGCUAAUAGUGAAAGUGGGGGACGUGAAUGACAAUCCACCAGUUUUUAGCAAAAGCACAGUGGAGGUUUCAUUUCCUGAAAACAAUGCUCCCGGUGAGCGUGUUGUCACAGUAGUGGCCUUAGAUGCAGACAGUGGCAAAAAUGCUGAAAUCUCCUACUCCCUGGACUCCUCUGUGAACGGAAUUUUUUCCAUCGAUGCAGACACCGGUGACAUCCGUGUCAACACCAUACUUGACAGGGAGCAGACGGAACGAUAUGAGUUCAAAGUUAUUGCCAAAGACAAAGGCAUGCCGGUUCUGCAGGGCUCAGCCACGGUGGUAGUUUUGGUAGCAGAUAAAAAUGACAAUGAGCCAAAGUUCAUGCAGGAUGUGUUCACUUUCUAUAUACAGGAAAACCUUCAACCCAACAGCCCUGUUGGCAUGAUUACAGUCAUGGACGCUGACAAAGGGCAAAAUGCAGAUAUGAGUCUGUACAUUGAGGAGGAAGAGAACAUUUUCUCCAUUGACAACAACACAGGUACUAUUUUCUCAAACAUGGCUUUUGACCGUGAGCAAAGAAACAAUUAUUCAUUCCGUGUCAAAGCUGUUGAUGGUGGCGAUCCGCCUCGGUCUGCUACAGCCACGGUAUCUCUCUCUGUAAUGGAUGUAAAUGACAAUCCUCCCACUGUUCUUUUUCCAAUGAAUAACUCAUACACGCUGCUCCCACCCUCUAGCAACAUAAGGACAGUGGUCAGAACGGUCUCUGCCACUGAUACUGAUACAGGUGUUAAUGCUAACCUCAGCUACAGAAUUGUUGGAGGCAAUCCGUUUAAACUAUUUGACAUGGAUGCAUGGACAGGAGUGAUCUCAUUAGUUGGCAAACUAGAGCAAAAGCACUUUGGCCUUCAUCGGCUGGUCGUGCAAGUGAAUGACAGUGGGGUUCCAUCCCAAAGCACCACCACAUUAGUUCACAUCUAUGUCAACGAAACACUCUUCAACUCCACUAUCGUAGAGGCGCAGGUUGCCAAAAGUCUCAGUACCCCACUAAAUGCUGACAUCGCAGGAGACCCCAACUAUGACUUGGGAAAGCAACGGCUCAGCAUUGCCAUAGGGGUUGUGUCAGGCAUCAUGACAGUCAUUCUUAUCAUCCUUGUAGUUGUCAUGGCCCGCUACUGCCGUCCCAAGAACAAGAACGGCUAUGAGGCUGGAAAGAAAGACCAUGAGGACUUCUUCACACCUCAGCAACAUGAUAAAAGCAAGAAACCCAAGAAAGACAAGAAUAAGAAAAAGUCCAAGCAACCUUUAUACAGCAGCAUUGUAACCGUUGAGGCAUCUAAGCCAAAUGGACAACGCUAUGAUGGCGUCAACGAGAAACUGUCGGACAGUCCUGGAAUGGGCCGAUAUCGCUCAGUCAACGGUGGCCCUGGAAGCCCAGAUCUUGCUCGCCAUUACAAAUCCAGCUCACCCUUGCCCACCGUUCAGCUGCAUCCUCAGUCGCCCACGGCGGGAAAAAAGCACCAGGCUGUUCAGGACCUGCCACCGGCGAACACUUUUGUCGGCACUGGAGAUAACAUAUCCAUCGGAUCAGACCACUGUUCUGAGUACAGCAGCCAAACAAUCAACAAGUACAACAAACAGCCGUUCCGCCGAGUGACCUUCUCGGUGGUGAGCCAACCCCAGGACCCGCACCAGGGCUCGCUGCAGAGCUGCUACGACAGUGGCCUGGAGGAGUCGGAGACGCCCAGCAGCAAGAGCUCGUCCGGCCCCAGACUAGGUGCCCUCCCUCUACCCGAAGACGCCUAUGAGAGGACUACGCCCGAUGGCAGUGUCGGUGAGGCAGAGCAUAUGGAAAAUGACUCUCGGCCCCUGCCUGACGUAGCUAUGACGGGCAAAUGCACGCGGGAGUGUGACGAAUACGGCCACUCGGAUGCCUGCUGGAUGCCUGUGCGCACCUCGCCUGAACGUAGGCCUAAGGCCACCCCUCCCAAACUCUCCACCUUCAUGACCUCCCCCGGAGGCAGCAUUGCUGACCAGCCUGGCAGCCAGGAGACACUAGCUGUUGCCAACGGUGACCCCUCACAUCUGCUGGGCGACCGUAACCGUAAUCUCCUGAACAAGAAGAUGGCAUCCUCCUCCUCAUCCUACGAUGCGUUUACUUCAGCUGGAUUUUCCGCCAGCGAGGACACAUCUCGCCCGACCGAGGAGAUUCCGCUAGCGCCCACGGGUGAAUACAAGCCGACGCAAUGCGGAACUCUGACCAGGCGGGAAGUUUACCUGUAAACGACACACACCGACUAUCUGACAGUGACUCAGCAUGGUCAGAGAUACUGUUAGCAAACCAAACCCUAAGACUUAAAAAGCGACAUGGAUUUUCCUCAAACUGCUUGCAAAACAAAACUGAAAUCGAGUAGAAACCACGGAAUUACAUGUUGUUGGAUGUGUGUGUGCGCGAAGGAUGAGAUGGAGGAAGGGGGAAGUGGCCGAGGUGGAGAGAGGGGAAUGCUGGUGGAUCAGUGCUACUUUUGCUGCUAGCGUAUCAGGCCCCGUAGACUUCCCCAAAGUGCUGCCUGGUUUCUCUAGACCUCUUUAUAAACAUGCAUGCAUCAUCUAGCCCCUUAAGAGUGUGUGUGCCCCUUGAGAUGGAUCUGAUGGACUAUAGCUUUUUGUCUUUGAUUUUGUAACUGUUGCUAUGGGAACCGAGAAGACGUUCUGUCUUUUAAUCCGUUUUUAUUUGGAAGUGUUUUUAUGUGGAUGUAUUCUGUCCAUAUGCAAUCAGUCAAAAGACUGAACUGUCCACUCUGGACGACCAAUCACAUUAACAAAGAAGAUGACAGGCUAACGAUGGACAAAAAAUUCAUCAUUGAUGAUGUCAGAGUGCUUGUUAUGUCGUCAUUGACUUUAGCCUUUUACAAGGGUUUGUAGAUACAAAAAUGGCGCAAGUGAACAGCGUACGCGCUGUAAACGAUGAACUCACAGUGCGAGAAGCAAGUUUACCUGUGUGCCUAUCAACCUUGCGUAUACCCAUGAAGGAACACAAGCAUACACAGAUCCACUAAUGCACGUUUUUUUGUCGUGUGGGUGAAGUAUUGUACAUGUAUAAAUAUAUAUAUAAAUAUAAAUACUGUAAACAUACUCUUGACACAUACAUCAAAAUCCCGUAUCCAUCCCACUCCCAUACACCCGUGGAAGUAGAUGGAGGUUCUGAACAUGCCAGAGAUUAUCAGUUAUAUGCCAUGGGUUUGUGCAAAUGUGGCUCAUUCCUCUAUAGAUGUGUGAAACUAUGCUUAUUUUGUGGCCUCACACAGUAAAACACACACACAAACAAAAUAGAUCCCCUUGCAUUGUACAUACACAUUAUAAUUAUCCCAUAAAGCCACAGGAACACUAUUUGGAGAUGCUGCUGGGGUGAAUUAGUCUAAUAAUAUCGCCCUGCUGAAGAGCUUGGGCUGGCCCUGUGUAACAUUCCUAGUAUGAAUGUUAAAUAGAGCAAUAAACUCAUUCAACAGAUUCAAUCUCACAUGCUUCAGAAGAGUAAUCAAAGAUGAGAACUCGUGUCCCUCGUGUAGCAGUCAGAGUCAACUGAAUACUUGUACAAUCACAUUCAAAGUUCGGAGACUACCAGCACGACAGGAGCGAUUCCAAUGUGACGCACGAUGCCGCUCUAUAACCAAAGUAUCGGGAACAACGUGACAUGAUGUCUCAAAGAACUGGGACAGGAAAGCUCCUUUUUUUAGGUCACAUGUUGCUUUAAUUACCUUCAUGUACGAUUCGGUGCCAUGUGUGGAAUCCACAUGCACACUUACACAUGCAUCUUGGGCUUAUCCCAAAUCGAGGAGUAAACUUACAGUAGGAGUCAUCACGCUUUUACAAACGGUGGUAAAUUAUUCAGAUGCAAUUGAUUAAUUUUAUUUAGUUUUUUUGUAUGUUUACGAUUCCUUGAGUUUGAAUGGACUGCCUUUUUUUCGCAGCUUCCAGAUCUGUAGUCUGUAUGUACUACUCGUGUUUAAAAGAAGUGCUCUGAUGCUUACAAACUGUAUACAUAGAUAUGUACUUUUUAUUGCACGUUUAAAGGGAAUCUACACUUACUAUGAAGAAGAAGAAAAAAAAAAGUGUACAAAUAUCAUACCCUGUGAACAUGGAGGUCCACUGCUUGCGUUUGUUACAAACAGACACUAGACAUUGUAGUAUGACUAUGUAUAUUGAUUUGACGAGGAUGGAAAAGAAUCACACACACUCGCGACUCACUGAUUCAUUUAGGAUCAUAUCAUCCAUUGCUUAUUUAUCAGAUUUAUUUAUAUUUUGUUUUUAAGCGCGAAGGUACUUUUUUUACCCCAUGCUUCUGUACUGUUUAUAGUCUUUCUCACAGGAAACUGUACCUUUGAUUAUGUAGAAAAUGAGGAAACUUGAUUCCAAAACAAUUCAAAAGGAGUCUUGCGUACCUCGCAACUUGCAGUUAUGUUUGUUUUCCAAAUAUACGCUCAUAAUGAUGCCCUCUUCAGAUCUCAUCAGUCAUAUCUUUGCCCUUCCUUCUCAGUGCCACUUUGUAUAUGUAGUGCUUCUGUAAAAAAGAAACAAAAAAAAAGUAAAAAAAAAGAAAAAAGAAAAGAAAAAUCAAAACUAUAGAGUGAAUGCAAAAUAUGCAACUGUGCCUUUUUAUACCUUUAUUGGUAUGACUCGUUGGUUUUAACCAGUAUGAAACCAAUUGUACCGAGAAGCUUUCUAAAAGUGGAGGAAAAGUACUUUAUGCUGAAACUACAGUCCUGGCAAUUUUACUAUGAUAGACUUUCAAAUAACAAAAGCUUUUAUCUUGUGGCUUCUUUAAGUAAGCUCAGUCGAACUUUGUCAAGUAUAUUGAUGAGUACCAACUGUACAUGUCAUAGGUGAUACCCUGGUAUAUCCAUCCAUUUCAAAGUUAGCAUGGUCACAUGUCCAAACGGCAGUUUUUUUUUUUACGGUACGGAUACCUUUAUGUCAUGUAACAGUUCAGAAAGGUUUGGCACAAUGCAAAAAUUAGGUUUUUUUUUGUCCCACCUUUAGUCUGAUUAUUAAAAAUACUUAAAAUUAACAGCUAUUUUCUUGACAAGUAAAAAUAUAGUUUUGUUUCUAGAAAUAAUAAAUAACAAUUAAGUGAGAUUUUAUAUAUUAUCAUUAUUUGCCAGUGGGGAAAGUAAAAUAAUGUUAUUCAAACUGAAAACAAGAUUAUUUUACUUAUUUUACUUUUCAAGAGUUCACACUUUGGUGAUGUUUGAUUAAACGCUUGUUUGGCAUGCUGUCUCAUGAUAGAGAGCCAUGAGCUCAAAAGAUCCUCGAGCCCUGGGCUCCCCCCGUUUGUAGGGCGAGAGGGGAAAUUGAGUUCAGGUAGAUCUCAAGAACUCCCCCACUUAUUUCUGGCUAAUGAUGAAUUGCGUUAUGAGGGAUAAAUACUGUUGGCUAAGAACUUGAAUAUGGUGCCAAUUUGGUUUAGUCAAUUUACUUAUGACGCAUGUCUUUGGUCUGUGGAAAGAAACUGGGGAAACCCAUGUGAGCACGGGGAGAACAUGUAAACUCCGCCUAUAACAUCGACUGGCAGAGUAAGGAUUAGAACUAGUAAUGUUCUUGCUGUGAAGCAAUAGUGCUAACCACUGGGCCACCAUGCCACCCAAUCUAGGAAGAUGGGGAGGAAGUGGGGGAUUCUUCAAGAUGAAGAUGACUGUUCUAGGAAGACUAUGAUUAUUUAUUGUGACUUAGGAAACAUCUGAUUGGAGAAUCGUGUGAUAGUUAAUGCAGGACCAGCUGUGGUCAAUCAUAAGCCUGUGAUCCUCUCGAAACUAGUUUAUAAAUAAACUUCACUUAAUUAUGACCUAUUAAUAAAACUAUAUUUUUUAGUUGUCAACAAAAUGCUUUUUUUAUUCAAGAAUUGUAAGAUAUUUGACAUAUUUGGACUAGAAAUGUGGGAAAAAAAUAUCUACAUACUAAAAGCAUAUCUAUUUUGCAGUGAAUUGACACAAUGCUGCAAUGGUGGCACAGAAACAAUGCAAAGAAAAGCAAAGCAUGUCCAUCAGAGAUGAAGAAAACUCUCUUUCAGUUCUUCUGCAGUUUCCAUGAUAUGAAAAAGUAACAGAUAAACAAAUAUCCAAAGGUUUAUGAAGAGGACACACACCUCAGAGAACCAUAGAGUAGACAUAUCAGUUAAAGUAGGAAUAUUUAUCUCUAAAAACUAAAUCGAAGAGAUUGAGACUGAUACCAACCCCUACUAUCCAUGUCAGAAAACAGCACCUUAACUCCUAAAAGACAUGACACUGACUUUGUUGUCGAUGUGUUGAAAUUGCAUUAGCUUAAUCGUCAUUUGCACUCUGAGGUGUGUGUUCUUUAAGCUUUCAACUUAGAAGAUAUAAGACUUAAGUUGUAGCGCUUAGGUCAUAGGACACAUCACAGAUACUGAAAAAAGAAAUUGUAACUUUAAUCAUACUCUAUUUGUCCUUUGACUUGGAUGUUGAUGUAGAAUUGAGGAUUGAUUUUAAUCAUUGUUUUAUUAGGAGUCACUAUGCACGCAGCUUAGCUGAACAUGGUAAAUGUACUGAGCGCAAGCCCACCUCUAUUUAUGAUCUAUUUUACUUCUCUUUUUCUUUUUGGCUUUUGUACAGGUAUUUCUGUAAAUAAAUUGCUUGUCAUUUUUGUCUCUGCAGAAAUUAAAAUAUACCAUGAUACAA
Danio aesculapii is the source of this 8905-nucleotide messenger RNA. RefSeq names its product protocadherin 7b (gene pcdh7b). Gene Ontology annotation, biological process: homophilic cell-cell adhesion. Gene Ontology annotation, molecular function: calcium ion binding. Lineage: Eukaryota; Metazoa; Chordata; Actinopteri; Cypriniformes; Danionidae. The record is from RefSeq and is a predicted model, not a curated record. The transcript is spliced from 3 exons. Gene Ontology annotation, cellular component: plasma membrane. The coding region runs from base 768 to 4496 and encodes 1242 amino acids.